Trichoderma reesei QM6a is the source of this 765-nucleotide messenger RNA. RefSeq lists its product as uncharacterized. The coding region runs from base 1 to 765 and encodes 254 amino acids. Gene Ontology annotation, molecular function: nucleic acid binding; zinc ion binding. The record is from RefSeq and is a predicted model, not a curated record. The transcript is spliced from 2 exons. NCBI's taxonomy places the organism in Eukaryota, Fungi, Ascomycota, Sordariomycetes, Hypocreales, Hypocreaceae.
AUGGCUCCGGACACGCCAAAGGGGCCCUCCUCAAGGCUGCUGACGAUGAAGUUCAUGCAGCGAGCUGUUGCAUCCGCAGCUUCAUCGCCACAACCCGACGAAAACUCCCAGACGUCCAAAAAGCGAAAGCUGAAGCACUCAGCAACCGCAGCUGCAGAAGAGCGAAUCAGCGCGCUGAUCGAUCAGGCCUCGAUCAAGGCUGCUAUUGAGGAACAAGAGGCGAAGCGACAGGCAGCCCUGGCCCUACACUCUGCGACUGGCGCGCACUGGGUUUUGAACACAAAGCUGGACAAGUUGAAUGCUAGCAAGCCGUCAGAGCCUUCGCUGAACGUUGUCUAUGUGGGCUACGGAGAUAUAGAUUCAGACAACGAGUCUGGAGGCGAAGACGCUCCCCAGAGUGGGCGGACAUCGACGCGCAAGCCCAAAAAGCCUAGCCCUAGUAAAGACGACCAGUCAGGUGAGGAAUCAUCUAGUGACGACGACGAUGAUGAAGAGCCGAAACGCAAAAGUAGACGUCUGGACUCUGGAGACAGCUCGAGCCGCUCACAGUCGCGGUCGAUACCCAGACUCAGCGAGGAAGCAAAAAAGGCCAAAGAUUUCCGCGAGAAGCGGAAGAAGAAGGAAGUCCGGCUCAACACCAUUUCUUCUAUAUCGUCUGCAGGUGCUGGGGGUGCUGGGAGCCCGGCCUCCAACAUGACCUGCUACGUUUGCAAGCAACCCGGGCAUAAAGCGGCCAGCUGUCCCAAGAACUCCUCCAGGAGAUGA